This is a messenger RNA of Neogale vison (American mink), 1352 nucleotides long. RefSeq names its product C-type lectin domain family 4 member G (gene CLEC4G). The coding region runs from base 4 to 903 and encodes 299 amino acids. The transcript is spliced from 9 exons. The record is from RefSeq and is a predicted model, not a curated record. Lineage: Eukaryota; Metazoa; Chordata; Mammalia; Carnivora; Mustelidae.
UCUAUGCCCAGGGCUGGGCAUCUGCUUACCAUGGACACUGUCGGGUACAGCAAAUGGGACAGCAGGCUCGAGGAAGCCCCUGGAGGGUACUGGGGAAGCUGGGGACGGAGACUCCUCUUCCUGGGCCUGCUUCUGGUGGUAGCCACAGUUCUGUGGGUCCUCAUUCUGAGCGUCCUAGUUUCUAAAGCCUCCACCGAGCGAGGGACGCUGCUUGGCCACCAGGACCUGCUGAGGACAAACGCCUCGGAGCAGACCGCGGCGUUGGGCAAUUUGAACCUGGAGAUCCGGGCCUGCAACAGCUGCUGCUUGGGGACACAGGCGCUGCUGCAGAGGACACGCACCGAGCUUGAGGAGGCGCAGGCGAAGCUGAUCCAGCAAGAGAGUGCCCUGAAAGAACUGAGCGAUCGCGUGACCCAGAGCUUGGCUGAAGCGGGCAGGGACCGCGAGGACAUCCGCAGUGAGCUCUUCAGGGCUCUGGAGGCCGCCCGGCUGGGGAACAGCUCCUGUGAAGAGUGCCCCGCGUCAUGGCUGCCCUUCCAGGGCUCCUGCUACUUUUUCUCCGUCCAGCGGGCCACAUGGGAGGAGUCGCAGCGUAACUGCGCGGGCGCGGGCGCGCACUUGGUGAUUGUCGGGGACCUGGAGGAGCAGGGCUUCCUGAGUCGGAACACGCGAGGCCGCGGUUACUGGCUGGGCCUGCGGGCUGUGCGCCGCGGACGCACGAUCCAGGGCUACCAGUGGGUGGACGGAGUCCCGCUCAGCUUCAGCCACUGGAACACGGGGGAGCCCAAUGACUCUAUGGGGCGUGAGGACUGCGCUAUGAUGCUGCGCACGGGGAUGUGGAACGACGCGCCGUGCGAGAACGAGAGGGACAACUGGAUCUGUGAGAAGAGACGCAGUUGCUGACCAGUGUCUGCAGCCGUACCCACCCCCCACCCCAUCCCAGGGAGAUCGCCCUAGCUGGUCACCGUCCUGGUGCCGGCCACUGCCAUUGAUUCCUCCCCACCUCGCGCCCCCCCACCCCCGCGCCUGCCCUCCCCCCACCAGGUCCACCAUCCACUACUGAGAACCGCCCCACCCAACCCAGGCAGGUAAAGGCACUGGGACCUCCACUCCAACCUCACUGCAAGCCCACACACAGACAUAACCCAGCCUCCAACCCCACUCAAAUCCCGGCUCCUGAGCCAGUCCACGGACCCCAUGCCCCACACCCCCCAUUAAAGUAGGGCAACUCAGGGAUGGAGCUGUUUGGUUUUCUUGCAUUACCCACCCCCAACUGGGAGGCAUCACAGAUAGGAGUUUUGUGAGCUGUCUUCGAAGUCCUAGGGAGCAUCAAUAAAUCCUUGAGAAAUGAA